Messenger RNA from Ceratotherium simum simum (southern white rhinoceros), 923 nucleotides. Its product is annotated as homeobox protein MSX-3-like. Gene Ontology annotation, molecular function: RNA polymerase II transcription regulatory region sequence-specific DNA binding; DNA-binding transcription factor activity, RNA polymerase II-specific. Gene Ontology annotation, biological process: embryonic morphogenesis; regulation of transcription by RNA polymerase II. Gene Ontology annotation, cellular component: nucleus. The record is from RefSeq and is a predicted model, not a curated record. Lineage: Eukaryota; Metazoa; Chordata; Mammalia; Perissodactyla; Rhinocerotidae.
CUCCCUGUCCGUUCCGCCCUCCCGGGUCAGCGAGGCCAAUGGACGCCUAGGCCCGCGCGGCCCCGGCCGCGGCGAUUGGACAGCGGCGCAUGAAAGGGGCGCCGCCUUUUUAUAGGGCACCGCGGGCGGGGGCGCCGCCAAGCCCCGGGCAGUCGGUUCGCGCUGCCGUUACGUCGCGCCUGCGGGGCCCCGCCAGCUCCGCGCCCGCCGGCCGGCGCAUGGCCCCGGCGUCGCUCGGCAUGAACCCCGCUGGGCUCAGGACGUGCGGCGGGGUCCGGGCGGGGCCCGGCCCGCUGCCCUUCAGCGUCGAGUCGCUGCUGGAGGCAGAGAGCGGGCUGGGCCAGGAGCCCGCGGAGCCCCGGGAGGAGAGGCCGCGGGGCGCCGCGGAGCCCGGGGCCUGGUUCCCGCCGGCCACCCGCCCGUCCUGCCCACGCGCCCCCAGUCCUCCACCCUGCACCCUCCGAAAACACAAGAACAACCGCAAGCCGAGGACGCCCUUCACCACGGCGCAGCUGCUGGCGCUGGAGCGCAAGUUCCUCCAGAAGCAGUACUUGUCCAUCGCCGAGCGCGCCGCGUUCUCCAGUAGCCUGAGCCUCACCGAGACGCAGGUCAAGAUCUGGUUUCAGAACCGCCGGGCCAAGGCCAAGCGGCUGCAGGAGGCCGAGCUGGAGAAGCUGAAGCUGGCGGCCAAGCCGCUGCUGCCCGCGUUCGCCCUGCCCUUCCCCCUGCGCGCCCACCUGCCCGGCUCCCCGGCCGUGUUCGGCGGCGCGGCGGGCACCCUGCCGCAGGUGCCGGGACUUGUCUCCGCGCCCGUCGCCGCCUACGGCGUGUAUUACCUGUCCUAGGGCGGCCUGGGCGCGCGCGCGGCGAGCCGGGGGGCGGGGGGGCGGCCGCGGACGGAAGGCGCGGGGCCUGCGAGGUGG